Messenger RNA from Blastocystis hominis, 555 nucleotides. RefSeq lists its product as hypothetical. The transcript is spliced from 2 exons. Lineage: Eukaryota; Bigyra; Opalinata; Blastocystidae. The record is from RefSeq and is a predicted model, not a curated record. Bases 1 to 555 code for a protein of 184 amino acids.
AUGUUCAACAUCCGAUUCUUUCAAGAUGCGGUGAAUGGGGUUUCCUCGUUCCUUAAUGGCAUUGUUACGAACGAAUCACCCGAUGUACAACGGUUGGACCGAUACAAAAAGCUAUAUGAAGAUGUGACUCAGAUCAUCGCCGAGAUGCAGGAAAAGGGUGAAGAAGAAAGAGAGGACUGGAUUGGGCGAACCAACAUUUCCCAGGAUUUAAAUCAAAUGAUCGAUAUUCUCGUCGAGGAAGAGAAGGAUUUAAAGAAGUCUUCGCGCGAUAGUUACGACAAUUCGGAGCAACGUGGACUUUGCCUCGAUUACCUUCUCAAGCAGCAUUUGGUGGAUACGUUCUGUGGAAUCGCCAUCGCAGAUAACCCGAAGGGGUGCAUGGAACUGUUUACGACUCACAUAACAAGACUUCUGAAGGAGGUGAAGUAUCCCCUCUCUACAACGGAGGCGAUUCAAAUCACAAUCUCUGCGUUGAUGCAGAAACUGGUUCAAAUUGGUUUGCGAAAAGAUUUGCGAAGAUCCCGUUUUGAUCAACGCCUUUUUCAUCAAGAGUAA